UAUCAAAUAAAAAUUGGGGUUUGGUCCAUUUACUUGUUUUAGUUGUCAUUGUUUGAAGAUAACAUUCUUUAAUGUCAAUUAUUAAGGGAAUUAGGUUGUAUCUGUAUUCUGUAUUGUACUGGAAAGUUCAUAGUGUGGUUUUAAGGUUUAUUAAUUCUAGUGCAGGUCUGCAUCAAGGUAUUGGAUUUUGGAGAUAUUUUGGGAAAGUUAUGGUGUUUUUUGAUUGGUCGAAUCGGGGACCGACGACGAGACAGGUAGGGAAGGUUUUAUUGAAGUCAGGGUAUGGUUGGAUAUCAUGGAUACAUAUUGUGAUUGUCUAAUUGGGAUGUUUAUCAAGUGUUUGUAUCAAGUUUUGUGAGAAUUUUUAGGCCUUUGUAUGAAUUCGAAUAUGUCGGUGUUAUUCGAAAGAUCUUGUUAGUUUGACAUGAGUAGCGGUAAAACAAUAGUUUGGUUCAGGAGGGACCUCAGGAUUGAAGACAAUCCUGCUUUAGCAGCUGCUGCAAGGGACGGUAGUGUAUUUCCGGUUUAUAUAUGGUGUCCUGAAGAGGAAGGGCAGUUUUACCCGGGUCGAGUUUCACGAUGGUGGCUUAAGCAAUCUCUUGCUCAUUUGGAGCAGUCAUUGAAGUCUCUUGGGGCUGAACUUGUGAUGAUUAAGACCCAAAGUACCCUUUCAGCUCUUUUAGAUUGCAUCAAAGCUACUGAGGCGACGAAAGUUGUAGUCAACCGUCUUUACGAUCCUGUUUCGCUGGUUCGUGAUCAUAGCAUCGAAGAGAAACUAGCAGAGGUUGGCAUCUCCGUGCAAAGCUAUAAUGGAGAUUUGUUGUAUGAACCAUGGGAGAUAUACGAUGAUGAGGGACGAGCUUUUUCAACCUUUGAUGCAUAUUGGGACAAGUGCUUGAACAUGCAAAUGGAACCGGUUUCACUUCUUCCCCCGUGGAGAUUGAUGCCAGCUGCAGUUACAGGGACGGUUGAAAGGUGCACAAUUGAAGGUUUGGGGCUUGAAAAUGAAUUGGAAAAAUCUAGCAAUGCUUUGUUAGGAAGAGGAUGUUCUCCGGGUUGGAGCAAUGCCGAUAAGGCUCUAACUGAGUUUGUCGAACAGAAUUUAUUUGACUAUUCGAAAAGUAGAUUCAAGGUUGGGGCCAGCUCAACAUCACUUUUGUCCCCAUAUCUUCAUUUUGGAGAGAUAAGUGUCAGGAAAGUUUUCCGGUGUGUACGUAUGAAACAGAUACUAUGGCGAAGAGAAUGGAAGUCUCAAGGGGAAGAGAGUGUCAAUCUAUUUUUAAAGGCUAUCGGGCUUAGAGAAUACUCUCGUUAUCUUUGUUUCAACUAUCCGUUCACUCAUGAGAGAUCGUUAUUGAGAAACAUGAAGUAUUUUCCUUGGAAUGCUGAUGCGGACCAUUUUAAGGUAUGGAGACAAGGUCGGACAGGAUAUCCAUUAGUGGAUGCAGGAAUGAGGGAGCUUUGGGCAACCGGUUGGAUACACAACAGAAUAAGAGUGAUUGUUUCGAGUUUCGCGGUGAAGUUUCUACUUCUUCCAUGGAAGUGGGGAAUGAAAUAUUUCUGGGACACACUUCUGGAUGCAGAUUUGGAAUGUGAUAUUCUUGGUUGGCAGUACAUCUCCGGGAGUUUACCAGAUGGUCAAGAGCUAGAACAAUUAGACUGCCCGCAGAUUCAAGGCUCCAAAUUUGACCCUGAAGGUGAAUACGUAAGGCAAUGGCUGCCAGAGUUAGCAAGGAUGCCAAUCGAGUGGAUCCAUCAUCCAUGGGAUGCACCUCUUACCGUGCUUAAAGCUGCAGGUGUCGAGUUGGGCUUAAACUAUCCGAAACCCAUAAUAGAUAUAGAUAAAGCUCGAGAACAUCUAAGAGAAGCUAUAUUUAAAAUGUGGGAAAUGGAAGCAGCUGCAAAAUCCGCAACUUCAGAUCAGAUGAAUGAAGAUGUUUUCGAUAAUUCUGAUAGUAUCAAGACCUCUGCCAUCCUGAAAGUUAUCCCAAAGGAAAAGUCUUCAUGUCUGACGUAUUCAUCUAAUGAUCAAAGGGUGCCAUCAUUUCAAAACUGCAACAAUGGUUUGUUGCCUAGGAAGAGACCAUUACCUGUAGAUGAAGAGAAGUUGCAUAUGGAUAAACCGAAUAAGCAGAAUAAAGAAGCAGGGACCUCAGGAAGAGAAGACUUAUGCUCGACGGCUGAAUCUUCGGCAUCUAAGAAGCAGAAGAGUACUAGUAGUACUAGCACUAGCAUAAUUUCAUUCACAGUUCCACAGUAUUGCUCCUCAUCCGAUGGCAGACCUUUUCAGGACCACGAAUCUUCCAAUCUCAACCUAACAUGGCACGAAAAGAUUUGACUUGGAACAGGCUUCCAACAAAAAUGCAUUGCAGGAGUUUUAAGACAAUAGUCGCCUGUAUCUCUCUUGUAUUCCCAGCAGUGUUCUGAUAAAGAAAACCGAAAUGGUCAGUUCACGAAUACCCUCCUUUUAGACUGUUUCAUCAGGGCUUGACUAACAUAAAAGUUUCCUCUCAUAUGCAUAUGGUAUAUGUGUUUAUAUUCCCUUUUAGAUAUUGUUCCAAGCAUAGAGAAAUCGACUAAAUAACCAGGGUUUCAACUUAUGUUUUCGUGUUCUUGGAAACAAUUGAGUUACGGUUAUGCAAUCAAGGUCACAUCUUGUAGUACAUUUGAUGAAAUGAAACUAUUACUUCUAUUGUUGGUUUA
Molecule: messenger RNA, 2703 nt
Organism: Gossypium raimondii (Peruvian cotton)
Lineage: Eukaryota; Viridiplantae; Streptophyta; Magnoliopsida; Malvales; Malvaceae
Product: cryptochrome-1
Exons: 5
Coding region: 425-2338 (637 amino acids)
Biological process (GO): blue light signaling pathway; circadian regulation of gene expression; entrainment of circadian clock by photoperiod
Cellular component (GO): cytoplasm; nucleus
Molecular function (GO): DNA binding; FAD binding; blue light photoreceptor activity
Source: RefSeq, a predicted model, not a curated record